AUAAAACCUCAAAUCUCAAACUUUCAAUUUUCACAUUUACAAAGCCAAACACUUUGACACCUGAGCAAAUCUAUCCCAAUGGCAGAAAACCCUUCCGAAACGGUGCCGUCGAGCUCACAACCUUCUUCUUCUUCUUCUUCUCCUCCUCCUCGUCCUCAGAAAUCGCCCCAAGAUUCAUCCCAGGUCCCUGCAUUUUCCAAUUUUCCUCCAUUUCCGGUUGGAUAUUAUCAAAUGUUUCCUGCUAUGUACCCUGCACUUGUUCCAGGGUUAACUCCUCAGCCACAAAAUGAGGAACAGGUGAACCGUGGUGCUGGCAUAUAUGCUGUUCCUGUUCAUCCCUUUGAUAGACAUGUUACUGGACUUCCAUACAACACUCUGAUUCCGCUGACUUACCACACUCCCACCAGUAGGCCUAGUUCUGAAGCUGCUGCUGCCAGUGAAAAUCAGGGGCAAGCAGCACAGCAACAGCAUCCUCAACAGCAGCAGCCUGCACCUCAAAGACAAGUUGUUGUUAGGAGAUUUCAAAUUGCAUUUCAAAUUGAUUUGUUGCUUAUGUUGAAGCUGGCAGCUGUAAUCUUUUUGUUCAACCAAGAUGGAUCAAGGCAGAGGCUUGCUGUCCUUGUGUUAUUUGCUGCUCUUGUAUAUUUAUAUCAAACUGGAGCUUUGACACCGGUUGUAAGAUGGCUUUCACAAGGUAUGCAUAGAGCAGCAGCACCUCCUCAUUCACCAAGACCUGCAGCCAGGGCUGAAAAUGUUCCUGCUGCCAGGCAGGAGAUUGACAAUGCUGCUCCAGCAGAGGGCCAACCUGAAGCUGAGAUUGGGAACCAGCCCACUAAUGAUGCGGACCGGGCAGUUGAGAAUGAAAAUGUGGCGGAACCUGGUAGAGGCAAUGCUGGCAACCAGUGGUGGGGAAUUGUGAAGGAGAUCCAGAUGAUUGUAUUUGGAUUUAUCACUUCCCUUCUCCCUGGGUUCCACAACCAUAUGGAUUGAUUUAUACUUUGUGGCUAAUAUGGCCAAUUGGAGCAUGCCAGAGACAUGGAAGGGGGUUAUCUGAAAUAAAAUGUAUAGCAGCAGAAGUUCCAAGCGUGAUAACUAAUACAUACAUAGUUAGGUGCAACUAUAGUCCAGCGAAAAACAAAAGAAUGGUGCAACUACUGGGUGCCAUUUUUUAAUAUCAUUACUUGGAUUGUUGAUACAACAGUUUUUGUGGCUUCCAGAGGACAGUUUUUUCUUCUUCUUUUUUCCUGUGUUAAGUGUUUGAUGACUCGUUUCAUUUCGAACUUUGUACUAUCUUUCAGAGUGACCAAUGUUUUUUCAAUUCCCCUCCAAAAUUUCUUUGGUUCAUUCACUUGGUACGAGUUGUUCGGUGGAAACAACUAUCAAUUUAAUUCAUAAGCAUCCAGGAUGUGUUAAAAGUUUACUAUCUCUAUUAUUGAGUG
Messenger RNA from Gastrolobium bilobum, 1439 nucleotides. RefSeq lists its product as uncharacterized. Bases 79 to 990 code for a protein of 303 amino acids. The record is from RefSeq and is a predicted model, not a curated record. Lineage: Eukaryota; Viridiplantae; Streptophyta; Magnoliopsida; Fabales; Fabaceae. The transcript is spliced from 5 exons.